Molecule: messenger RNA, 3324 nt
Organism: Peronospora matthiolae
Lineage: Eukaryota; Oomycota; Peronosporomycetes; Peronosporales; Peronosporaceae
Source: the annotation of a GenBank genome assembly
AUGAAGACGCCGUGGUACCGCAGUCGUCUUUUCGUUGUACCAAGUGCUGUGCUGCUGCUUUUGAGCCUCACGUACGUUCUCGUUUCGAGCCAAAUUACGCGCGUGGCUACUCAAGCCAUUAACGACACGACUAUGCACAUGGAGACGAUGGAUUUGAGUGAUCCCAAUUCGGACUCAGUGAGGCUAAAUCUGAGUCUGAGUCUCGUGGCAACGUCCUCGUUCCCUGCAACGAUCGACGCUGCGAUGUUUGUGAUUUCGUACGAGCACGUCGCAGUCGGAGGCUUUCACGCUCCUUCCAUGCGUGUCCGUCAUGGUGCAAACAGACAGGCUUUUCCAGAUGCGAUGCUUGAGAUUCGGGACAGGAAACCGUGGGAUCGCUUUGCAGGGGACAUGAUGAGACUCGCUCAGGUUGAGUUUGAGAUUGAAAGUACACUGGCCAUCCACGUGCAAUUGCUGGGGUCACUUGUAACUUGGAGUGUUUCGGACGUUCCGUUACGGAAGAAGAUGAUGUUUAAAGGGAUGAAUGGACUACAGGACAUGCACAUUGCUCAGGUGGACAUGAAAAACUCGACACAGAAAGAGGUGGUCGCGACGAUCAAGACGUGCGUUCGGAAUCCGUCGAUCGCGACGAUCCGACCAGUAGGAGCGUUGUGUCUCAAUGCUCAUUACCCAGCAUUGGGAGAAAGCACGUUGGUUGCGCAGCUGAAGACGCCAGCAGAUACGGCAUUGUCGGUGGCUGACGGACAGCCGUCGAACUCGUACUGUGCAUCGCUGCAGGGGACGAAAGACAUGCGCAAGGGAUACAAUUUGCUGGUAUUGUCAGGCGAAAUGAUGGGUGUGAACUCGGAGGCAAUCAGUGGGCUCAUUUCCAAGUACUUGAGCAACGUGUCGGCAGCACUUACGGUCGUGACAUGUGACCCUCAAGCGACUUCGGUGGAGCUGUACAACCAAGCAAUGAAGAACUUGACGAUCAAGAGCUCGUUGCCGCCACAGAAAAACCCACUUGUAGGGAACAUGUUUUUCCACGGAAUUUCCAUGCAUGCCCCACCGAAAGACAAGGAGAACGAUAUGAUACGGCUUGAUACUGUUGUCUUAGUGGAGGCAACCAGUCCAUUGGGGCUUCAUUCAUCAUUGACUAUCACGGACGUGCGGAUGAACGUGAAUCUUACUAGCGCGGACGUGACUCUAGGAACACUGUCAACUGUGUCUGUAAAUAUUAUCGAUGGGAAGCUAAUUGGCCGAAGUAACAUUUCAGCCGACUGUCUGACAGAGCUCUAUCUUGCCGAUAAGGGAAAGGCCUUCGGCAGUUUUGUUCGGGCGUCGAUCAUCAAGAAGACUGUUUCAUUGACCCUUGCUGGAAGUAUGGACGUGGUGUGUCAAGGAGCUUUAGGUACGCUCAAGCUGAUCGGCUUGCCUCUCCACACCACUGCUUUGUUGAGCGGAAUGGAUAACUUUCAGGAUGUGAAAAUUGAGAGCUUCAGCCUGCCAGGGACUGGUGCCGCGGCAGAUCACGAAGAACCGAUCUUGACACAAGUUGAAAUCGUCAACCCGUCCGUUUUCACAGUUUUCAUCGGUACACUUACGAUGGACCUGAGUUUAAGUACACCGCGAGAGAAAUUCGGUGUGCUCUACGGGACGAUGAAUCUGGCCCCCGGGAGGAACCGACUGGAAAUGAACGGUCUUUUGAAGCCGAACAAAGAUGAAGAUGGAAAAAUCAGUGAUGCCGUGGCCGAAUUUUUCUCUACUUACCUGAACGGAAAGAGCUCGCAAGUGGUUGUUGAGAUCACAGACACGGAGUAUACGAACUGCGUCUGGAUGCGAGAGGCGCUGGUGGGAUUGACGAUUGCAACCAGCUUUUCAGGAGUCGGGAAAGGCUUUCAGAUGAUCUCUAACAUCAAAAUGAACCAACUCGAUGUCAUUCUGGACGAAGUCUUGCCUGGUGAGAGACGACUAGUGACCAAUACGCGCAUGCGAGUUCGCACAGACAUGACAGCGAAGGUGCAAAUGCCAGAAGCCGUCAACAUUUCAUUGCAGAUAUCCAACACGUCAGUCGCACUUACUCUCCAAAACGAAGAAGGGCAUCGCCUCGGGUCGUUGGUAUCCGAUCGUGAAAGCUGUGAAUACAACCAAACAAAUGGUGGAGCAUUCCGCUUAAACAUGAGCAACUAUUAUUCCAUUGGGUUUAGUAGCCUCGAUGACGUCAGUGGAAUGUCUGGAUUCGUUGAAGACUUGCUUACGAAGAAUGGUAGCGUCAUGAUGCGAUUGGCGAGUGACGUCGCUUCGACCCAAGGAGCGUUCCCGGAUGUCCAGACAAAAAUGGGCAUGCUCGCACUUCGCAAUAUCCCUAUUCAGGGCGAGCCACUUCUGCCGGCGAUGGAUUCUUUUCGCCAUCCGCCGGUCAAGGUUCUUUCUGUCGACAUCCGUCAGGGCUCGAAAGCGUCGAUGGUGAUGUCGAUGGAAUUCUCCCUGUACAAUCCUUCAAUUGUUCGGACAAAGUUAGGCUCACUGAUGCUCGACGUUUUUUUCGAUCGAGCGCGAAUGGGUUCUGCAAGCAUCUCAGAUUUUAGUCUAAAUUGCUGCGGCAAAUUGACGAUUCUCCGCGGUACUUUUGUAUACAAUCCACAGCCAAGCGAUUCGACGACUGCGGAGAGGUUCCUAUCGAACUUUGUUUGCGGUUACUUCACACACGGAGCUGCCCAGGAGAUUGAUAUCAGGGGGUCAUCGGAAAGCACAACGCUGGAUUUGCUUCGACCAGCGAUGAACGCUCUUUCGAUUCCCUCGAAGCUGCCUACUUUGGCCGAGCUGUUCCCGUCGACGCCAACUCUCGUCACAUCGUCGUUGUUGUACAUUCCGUCGAUUUUGCAUCUCACACGGAUUCCGACAUCUCUUGAGCUCCGGAACCCGUUCAGUGAAAACAUUACGUUGACAACACUGGACCUGGAGCUGUAUCCUUGCGAAGAUCAGAUUUUGGGCAAUGACGGCAAAAGGGUGUGCAAGAAGUACUUCGCCGAUUCUCUUGCUCGAUUCGCUCCUGCAGUAUUCAAGCCCAUUUUUAUCCCUGCAAAUACGGACAGCUGCUUCUCCUGCUGUCAAGGCUCACAUUGCGCCGAUCAUGUCACGUUAUGUUCACGUGCAUCAGCUGGUACGUGUCUGAGCGCUGACGUGCAGAACUUCUUGAGUCCGGAGGCUAUUGCGACGAUCGUUCACUCGUUAACUGGCGGACUGCUGAUGAGAGUUAACGGCACAGUUGGGGCCUCGAUUGGUGACUAUGCAACGCGUCUGUUUUAUCAACAAGAUGGUUUGUUUGUCACGAUGGCUGAGUAG